UUUGCUUUGGCUGCUUGGCAUGCACAGCACAUAAGCCGCUGCCGCUGCCGCUUCUGCCGCUGCUGCUGCGCAGUCGCGCCAUGAUUCCGAUUCCUGGCGCACCUAUAAAUGACAGCUUCUAUGGCCAUUUCACUUUUAGUCUUGAGCUGUUGACGCAGGCGCAAUGAACUGCUUUCUGUAUCUGCUGCUGACGCUGCUGCCGCUGUUGGCCGCGGCCAAUACCAUCAAGGAGCGCAAUCUGUUUGCCACCGAACUGUUUCAGACCCUGGCCACCGAUCGCCAGCAGGAGAACGUGAUCAUCUCGCCGGUAUCCGUGCAGCUGGCCCUGGGCCUGGCCUACUACGGAGCGGAGGGCAGGACCGCAACCGAGCUGCAGCGCACGCUGCACGCCUCGGCCACGGAGAGCAAGGAUGGCCUCGCCGAGAGCUAUCACCGGCUGCUGCAUUCGUACAUCAAGUCGAAGACAGUGUUGGAAAUCGCCAACAAGGUGUAUACGCGACAGAACGUGACGGUGGCGCCGCAUUUCCGCGAGGUGGCCGACAAGUAUUUCGACUCGGAGGUGGAGGGCCUCAACUUUGAGCAGGAGGCGCAGGCGGUGCAGCGCAUCAACAACUGGGUAAAGGAGAAGACGCAGGGCAAGAUCGAGCGUGUGGUGGACAACCUGGAGCCGGACACAAAUGUGGCCCUCAUCAAUGCCAUCUACUUCAAGGCGCGCUGGGCACGCCCCUUCAACGACGAGGACACCAAGGAGCGCGACUUCUGGCUGAGCGAGAACCAGGCCAUCCAGGUGCCCACCAUGUUCGCGGACAACUGGUACUACUAUGCCGACUAUCCGGAGCUGGACGCCAAGGCCAUUGAGCUCUUCUUCGAGAACAUCAACAUGACCAUGUGGUUCAUAUUGCCCAACAAGCGUACGGGCCUGCAGCAGCUGGAGCAGCAGCUGAAGGGCGUCGACUUCAAGCUCUUGGAGGAUCGCUGGCAAUGGCAGAGCGUGGCCGUCUACUUGCCCAAGUUUAAGUUUGAGUUCGACACCGAUCUGAAGCCCACUUUGAAUAAGCUGGGCAUCAAUGCCAUGUUCUCGGAUGCGGCUGAUUUCAGCAACAUCUUCCAAGAUUCGCCCAUCGGCACGCGCAUCACCAAGGUGCAGCACAAGACCUUCAUCGAUGUGAAUGAGAUCGGCUGCGAGGCAGCCGGCAUUAGCUAUGCCGCUGGCGUGCCCAUGUCCCUGCCGCUGGAUCCCAAGACCUUUGUUGCCGAUCAUCCGUUCGUGUUCAUCAUACGCGAUCAGCACGCGGUCUACUUUACCGGACACAUCGUCAAAUUCUAGAGCUAGCCUUAAGCGUAUAUU
Molecule: messenger RNA, 1348 nt
Organism: Drosophila novamexicana
Lineage: Eukaryota; Metazoa; Arthropoda; Insecta; Diptera; Drosophilidae
Product: serine protease inhibitor 42Dd
Exons: 4
Coding region: 164-1327 (387 amino acids)
Molecular function (GO): serine-type endopeptidase inhibitor activity
Source: RefSeq, a predicted model, not a curated record